Molecule: messenger RNA, 7060 nt
Organism: Lucilia sericata (common green bottle fly)
Lineage: Eukaryota; Metazoa; Arthropoda; Insecta; Diptera; Calliphoridae
Product: transcriptional regulator ovo-like
Exons: 4
Coding region: 384-4817 (1477 amino acids)
Biological process (GO): epidermal cell differentiation; regulation of transcription by RNA polymerase II
Cellular component (GO): nucleus
Molecular function (GO): RNA polymerase II cis-regulatory region sequence-specific DNA binding; DNA-binding transcription factor activity, RNA polymerase II-specific
Source: RefSeq, a predicted model, not a curated record
AUGUAAAGAAUUUUUUUAUAAAAUGAAACUAAAAUAAACAAAAUAUUGAAAAUUUUGAAAAUUGUAAAGAAAAUUUUAAGAAAUUUGGAAAAAAUUUAAACAAUUUAGACAAGUGUUCAAAGUUGAGAAAACAACAACAAACAGUAAUUUAGCAUUUUAACACACCAAGGAUUAGUGUUUUGUGCUAAAACUGUUUUAGAAAAAAGUGGAAUUAAGAAUUCGGAAAAGUGGAAAAAAGUGUUUCUUGAAAAAAAAAAAAUCACUUUAAAAGAAAUUAUAUUUAAAUGUCUAACUAAAAACAAAGUAACAAAAAAGCAAACCCCUUUACCCCUUAACUUAAAGAAAUUUGAAAAUUUUGAAUGAAUUAAACUUAUAACACAAAAAUGCCUAAAAUAUUUUUAAUCAAAAAUCGUCUGCAUCAGCAGCAACAACGUUUAUUGGAAUCACAAAAUCUAUUACAACAUAAAAACGAUGAUGAUCGUUUGGUACCACCACUCAGUCCCUCCGAACGUCAUCAGAAUAAUGCAUCACAUUCACCCACACCAUCACCCUAUCGUCCAGCCUCACCACCAGCAACACAACCACCACGUUCACCUGAACCACAGGAUUUUAGUAAUGAAAGUCCCUCCUCAAGCCUUAAUAACACUUCAGAUUCUUUAAAGGCUUUACACAUACACCAGCAUCAUCAAUCCCGCUCACGUUCACAUUCACCUUAUGAUAAAGUUCUUAAUUUAAAUAAGAAUGAUCAGCAGCAAUCGGUGGCUGAGGUGGAAGAGGUGGAAGAUGUUGAGGAUCAACAGCAGCAACAGCCCUUAAGUUUGGUCUCAAGUCUUACGUAUUUGGGCCGUAAACGUUUUCAUCAAUAUCAUCAGCAAUUGUUGCAAAAUCGUAAUUUGAAAAAAUUGGAAAAUGAACAGCAACAGCCACAAGAACAAACAGAACAACAAGAGAAUUUGGAUAAGGAAAAGGAAGAGUCAGAAGAAGUUGGUCCUGUUUCUUUAACCACCGAACACGAUAGAUUAUCACCUGCAGCAGUAUCACCCACCGCUUCCACUACCACUUUACCUUUGAAUUGUUCACGCAAUUCUACGGCAUCACCUUCUUCAACAGCCUCUUUAUCACCUGCCUCAUUAACACAAACAUUAACAUCCUCCUCCUCCACCUCUACGACUUCACUCAAAGACUGUCAAGUUUCUAAGGAAACUUUUUGUAAUUACAAAUCAGAACCAAAGCCCGAUAAGGAAUCAGAAGAAACACCCAAAUCUGCCUCACCUAAACAUCGUUACAUUAACUCUUAUCUAGGUGCAACAACUGUCCACAGCAGCAGCAACAACAACAGCAGCAGCAGUAAGUCAUUGAUUGGUGGUGUCAUCUUAACCUCAGCUCAACGCAAAGAAUAUCCUGUGGAAAUUGUACAACAAAUACAACAGCAACAACAAAAAGAUCUAGAACAAUCAAGAGAAUCGUUUGAGGAUAAUUCCGAUUCAGAUAGUGACUCGGAUGAUGGUUCAAAAUUGAUUGUCGAUGAAAAACCUUUAGUGCCCGAAGAGCAACCCUUGUCAUUGCGUGUACGUUGCACACCACCACCAGAAGAUCAAAGACCCUCACCUCCUCCUUGUCCGGAGCCGGCCGUAAGGUGUAGUGUUAUACAGAGAACACCCGCCAACGAAGCAGAAAACCAAAGACGUUCCCACGAAGUUCUAUUGCCUUUGGCCAGUUUAGAACAUUUGGGUCCCGAACAACAAGAACCCAUAGAUUAUCACGUGCCUCGUAGAAAAUCCUCUUUGGAUAACGACGAGGAACAACUGUUGAAUGCCAAACGUUUGGAGCGUGAGCGUAAAUUAAGAGAAGCCAGACGUCGUAGUGCUCUUUUGGCUGCUCGCACCAUUUUGGCACAGGCUCGCCUUAAUCCUCGUUUUGUGCGCUCUCUUCCCGGUAUUUUGGCCGCAGCGGCAGGACACGGACGCACUACUUCAGGUUCAGGCGGCAGUAAUCAAGGACAAAGUUUCCAGGGAGGUUUUGGCAGUAACUCUGGUUCUGGUUCUCAACAAUCGGCCAGCGGCGGAGGUUCUCCCACCGGUUUUAGUGGUUCUGGGGGAUUAAGUGGCGGUUCAGGUGGAGGCAUGGGAGGAGGACGUGAUGGCAGGGGCAAUUAUGGCCCCAACUCUCCUCCUUCGGGAGCUUUACCUCCCUUCUACGAGUCUCUUAAAAGUGGUAAUGCCAUGAAUGGUUCUUCUUCUAGCAAUUUUAACGGCUCUCCCAAUUCAACGGCCACUUCGAACUUUUUACUGCAAAACGCAGCCGCUUAUUUAAUGUCGGCCGCUGGUAGUGGUGGUGUUAGUGGUUCACAACAAUUUGCCGGUUCGGGGGGUGAUACUUUAGGUGGCGGUUCUUCGGUGUUGGAUCAAAAUUCUUCUUCUGUCUCCAGCAUGCUCUUCCACAACGGUCACGGUAAUAAUUCUCUUCCUUAUAGUUCUUUAGCUCAUUGUGCUAAAUAUAAUCAUCCUUCUUCUCCUUCUUCGGCCUCUUCACCGCAACAUUUUCCCUCCUCUGCGGCGGCAUCUGCUUCUAAUCCUCAUCAUCCUCACUUGCCCUAUGGUCCCAAUCCCUCAGCUUAUGGUAUUAUACUAAAAGAUGAGCCCGACAUAGAGUACGAUGAGGCUAAGAUCGAUAUAGGAGCUUUUGCUCAGAAUAUUAUACAAGCUACCAUGGGGAAUUCGGGUAAUUUUAAUGCAUCUGCUUAUGAAGAUGCUAUUAUGAAUGAUUUAGCUUCAGCGGCUCAGGGAGCUAAUGGUUCGGUGGAUCCUCUGCAGUUUACUGCCACUCUCAUGUUGUCCUCACAAACGGAUCAUUUGUUGGAACAGUUGUCGGAUGCCGUGGAUUUGAGUUCAUUUUUGCAGCGCAAUUGUGUGGAAGAUGAGAAUUCCACCUCGCCGAGACAAGAUUUUGAGCUGGUCUCAACACCGUCUUUAACACCAGACUCAGUUUCCAUUACACCAGUCGACUGCCACAAUAAUGGCAGCACACAAUUGGAUACUUUCCACGAGAGUCUUAUGCAACAAUUGACCAAUAACAUAAGUCGCACACACAGCAAUAAUUCCUAUAAUAAUUUCGACCGUCAUCCCAACAGUUUGCAGCAGCAACAGCAACAAAAUCCACCACCAUCGUAUCAACAUGCCACACGCGAGAUUAUGCAAAUGCAACAGCAUCAUCAACAACAAACGCAGCAGCAGCAACAGAAUUAUCAUCAGUCAAAUCAACAACAAUCACCUUUAAAUUCUUUAAUAAAUCAAAAUUCUCUCUUACUGCAACAACAACAGCAACAACAAAAUGGUUAUCACAACUCACACCAAAACCAACAAUAUAAUCCUUUACAACAACAGCCACAUAACCACCUUAAUCAUCAUCAAUUGCAACAACAUCAAGCUCAUCAUCAACAACAGCAACAGUUACAACAUCAGCAGCAACAACAACACCAUCAGCAACAUCAUCAUCAACAACAACAACAGCAUCAACACUUGCAUCAUCAUCACCAUCAUAUGCAUCAUCAACAUCAUAGUGAUAACAGUAAUUUAUCACUACCCUCACCAAAUGCAACAUCUUCGUCGAAUCAUACCUCCUCCACCUCUGCAACAACAACUGCCAAUGGUCAUUUAUUGAUUGCCUCUCAAGGUCAUCAUCCUAUGUCUUCAGCAGCCAGUAAUACAUCAUCGGGUUCAGCUUCAGCUCUCUUAGAUACAUCAUUGCUGGACACAAAACCCAUCAUACAAAGUGUAAGUCCAACAUAUUCUAACGCCUCCGCCAACUCCACUACAUCUAACUCCUCUUGUCCAUAUGGUCUGAAGGAGGAAUGUAGUGCUGCUGGUGGUGCUACAAAUUGUUCUACCACUAGUGGUAUUAGUACGUCGUCGUCUCCUUCCUCUGUUUCCACAAUAUCGUCGUCGUCUUCGUCGUUUAGUUCAUUAAAGCAACAACAGCAACAUCAUCAGCGUUCAUUGGUCGCCUCUAUGGCGGCCAGUUUAAAUACUCUACCGACAUCGCCUACUGUUGCAAUGUUGCAUGAAAGCAAAGUGCUUCAGCAACGGUUGGGCCUGCCACCCGAGGUACAAUUGGAAUUUGUCAAUGGCGGACAUGGCAUUAAGAAUCCUCUCGCCAUUGAAAAUACUCAUGGUCAUCAUCAUCAUCGUAUACGCAGCAUAGACUGUAUAGAUGAUUUGAAAAAACCCUCCAACAUAAUGCCCGAUAACUCAGCAGCUAUCAUGAUGAAUGGAGGUUCACCCACCAAUAAUAAUUGUAAUUCUAAUUCCUCCAGCAUUAAUAGUAAUGAUCAAAGUGAACCUAAUGGUAAAUUUGUUUGUCGCAUUUGUUUGAAAGCUUUUUCGCUGCAACGUCUACUAAAUCGUCAUAUGAAAUGUCAUUCGGAAAUUAAACGUUACUUAUGCACUUUCUGUGGUAAGGGUUUUAAUGAUACUUUCGAUUUGAAAAGACAUACACGUACCCAUACCGGUGUAAGACCUUAUAAAUGUAAUCUAUGUGAGAAGAGUUUUACACAAAGAUGUUCUUUGGAAUCACAUUGCUUGAAAGUUCAUAGUGUACAGCAUCAAUAUGCCUAUAAAGAGAGAAGAACUAAGAUGUAUGUUUGUGAGGAAUGUGGUCAUACCACUUGUGAACCUGAGGUUCAUUAUAUACACUUAAAAGAAAAUCAUCCUUAUUCACCGGCUUUACUGAAAUUCUAUGAUAAACGUCAUUUUAAAUUUACCAAUUCACAAUUUGCCAACAAUUUACUAGGACAACUGCCUAUGCCGGUGCAUAAUUAAGAGUUUGUUAAAGAAACAGCAACUGCCUUUUAAACAGAAACUAUUAACCAGAACAAAAACUCCGAGAUUAUUAUUAUUUUAUAAUUAUUUACAAAUAUUUAUCUUUUUUUGAUGUAGAAAUUCUUUUUAUUUUAAGAAAAACUUAUAUAUUUUUUUACAUAUUUUUGCUGAGCAAAUUCUUUUUUUAUAAACUUUUGUAAAUCUUUUUUUUAAAUUGAAUUUCUUUUUGUUUUUUUCUUACUAUAUGAAUUUACCUUUAAGUGAAUUUUUAGUUGAGUCAUUUUGUAGUUUUUUUCUUCUUUUUAAGCUAGAAAAUUCUUUAAUUUUAUUUUUAAAACAUUAUAACACAUCUCAUCUCAUUAUUACUUUUAGUUUAGUGAAAAAAUUUUGAAGUCAUUAUGAGUUUGUUUAUUUCUUUUUUAAUUUAAUUUUUUUAAAAAAAUGCUUUAAAAUUGUAAACUUUUAAAGUUUUCUUUAGUAAGAAAAAAAAACAUAUUUUGGCUUUAUACUGUAAACAAUAUUUUUUUAGAUUUUUUUUAAAUGUAUAAUAUUAUUUUUAGUUUGUAAAUUAUAUAUUAACUUUUGUUUUUAACCAGGCUUUAACCUUUUAGUUUUUAAAUUUGAUUUUUAACAUUUUUUUUUUUUCACAUUUUAUUUAAAACUAUUUUAUGGCAAUUGUGUUUAAGAGUAAGGCCUGCAGCCAAAGAGCAGGAGUUUGUAGUAUAUAUUACUUAAAAUUUCUGAUACUAUUUUGCUAUUAAUUUGUUUUUAAAUUAAAAAUAUUCUUAUUUGAAUUUAGAUCUCUUUAAUAUCAAACUUUGGCUAAGUGACCCCCCGGGGGGCUUGUUUUCAAUAUUUGUUAUAGGAAAUCCAGCAAAGUGCAGGAAUUUUUAUACAUUUUUUAUAUAAAUCCUUAGUUAAAAACCUCUUUAAACUCCAGGUUUUGGUGUUAACUGUAUGCUAAAGACCCCCUGGGGGUUACAAAGCUUUUUUUUGUAAUCGUUUUAGAAAUAUUAGAUAUUUUUAUAUAUUUUAUUUUACAGUUUAAUAACAUUUCUUUAAAUUAAGUUUAACAACCCCGGAGUGUCUUCUUUGUUUUACCAAAAAGUGAAUAUUAUAAUAAAAUACCCCUUGGGGUCUUGGCCGUAAUUCAGUUUCAAAGAAAAAUUUGUCAAAAUACUUAAAAAAUUCCUACACUUUUAAUUGCGAAUUGAGUUUUGUUAAGCUUCCCUAGGGUCCUUAUUAUCUGGCCUGUAGACCCCUGGGGAUCUUUUUUGUUUUAACGGUUUUAUAUUAAAAUACCUCUGGGGGUCUUCUGCGUAAUUCGGUUUCAAAGAAAAAGUUGUCAAAAUACUUAAAAAAUUAUUACAUUUUUAAAUUCAAAUUGAGUUUGGGUAUAACCCCCCCAGGAGUCUUUGUUAUCUGGUGUGUAGACCCCCUGGGUUUAAAUUUUCACAUUGUAAAGGAUAAUGCCUUAAAAUUGAUUAAAAAUUAUUUGAUUUUUUAAAAAUUUUAUAUUACAAUUUAAAAAUUUUAACUUAAGUUAUGAAAAUGACCCCCUGGGGCACCCAAAUGUACUCCUGAAAUGUCGAAAUGUGGUCUAUAGACCCCCUGGGGUUAAAUUUUCGCAUUGUAAAGGAUUUUUUAUAAAUUUUAUAUAACAAUUUGAAAAUGUUAACUUAAGUUAAGAAAAAGACCCCCCAGGGGGACUCUAAUGCAUUCCCCUAAUGACGGUUUCUUGUUUAAAGACCCCCAGGGAUCGGCUGUUUAAUAUUUUAAAAUUUUUUUUUAAUAUUAUUGAUUAAAGGAAUAGACCCCCAGGGGUCAAAGGGUAUGCUUCAGGGGUUUCCCUUAUAUUUCCUAAUAACUUGUCAACCUAAAUUUUAAAUUCUCUGCAAAAUUUUUAAAGCAAAAUAAAAUUUUUAGAAUUCUUUUGUUAAAUCUUCAAACUCCUUUUACUAAGCAAAAGCUUUUAACUUUUAAACUCAAUUGCAAUUGUGUACAAAUCAUUUCAUUUUGUUUUAAGGAUAUAUAUUUUUAUUAUUAUUACUCUACACAAAUAAACAACCUACUACCCUACCCCCACACCUCAUACUCCUUCCCUAAAACUUAGAUUCAUUGAAUAUUUUUUUUGUUUGUUAAGUUUUUUUAUUUAAGUGAAUUUUAUAAAUGAAUUAUUUAAUGGAUUCAGAGAACUUUUUUUUAUAUUAAUUGAACUCUCUAAAACUGAAUUAUCUUUUUAA